UGCAGGUUGCUGACAUGUCACAAAUGGAAUUUAAAGAAGAGCAGUACACAUGGUACCAACUGUCACCAAGACACCUGGAGCACAGAGUUCGCCUCCCAACUGCCAUCACACUUCAUAAACUGGUUCCAAAGCUACACUCUACUACUUAUGUGCCACAAGUACCAUCAGUUCAUACGUAUAAACACCUGAGUCAAGAUGAGAUAGAGAAAGCACAAGCAAAGGCAAGAAAUUUCCUGAUCCAAGAUAGACAUUCCAAAAUUUCCCAUAUGUCAAGAAAAGUUGAUAAUGAAGGCAUUAAAGAAAAUGAGAAGAGUCCCACAACCAAAAAAGCAAGUCCGAUAAAAUUGAUAAAACCUGAUGAAGGAGGUGUCAAAGUAAGAAGUGGUAAAGAAAGAAAGUUCACCAGACUUGAAGCAAAUGAACAACUUCAGGCAAGGAGACCAACAUUGCCUGUAUACAAAGGGAUUGGUGAAUCUGGCCUUCGAACACGCCAAAUCUCAAGACUAGCGCCACAGAUCAUAACAACUCUGACAGAUCUUGAGAGCAUUCUCAUGCAGCCUGCGUUAAAGGAUUUUGUUAUGCCUCAUGAAAAUGAGAUAAAAAGGAAGAGAUGGGAAGAUUUUCUGCACUCAGCUGGCAGGACACUAUUCUCAUUAAAGAGAGAGAUUUUCCAGUUAGAAAGAUCUGAUAUUCAUGGAGACAGGAACAAUAGCAAGAAUUUGAGAAUUAUGGCUACAUCUACUCGUACUCUUCACAAGCUUUUGCUGGCUUUGAAGACACAUGCACCAAUUGCUUUCAUAUCAGAAUCAGGCAGAAGACUACAUGCAGAACUUAAAACUGCAUCACAAAGAUUGUUUGAGAUACUGAUUGUUGCAGGAAUCAGAAUACCAAAGAUAAAAUAUCAGACAAAAAAGUCUUCAAUUUUGGAGGUGCCUGAAGAAAGCAGCUGUGAGUUUCCUUCUGAGAUUGUCUCCUCAGAAGUGGAUUCUCACACAAAGUCAGUCUUGCAUCCAAAUUUUGUGAGGGAAAGGAUUGCUUGCCUUGCUAACCAGAAACUGAAUAAGAAGAGAUGGGAAAAGCAUGGAUACAGACCAGAAAGCAUACCAAGAAAUGAACAAGUUGGAAAGGAAAAGACAAUAAACUUACAAGAUAAUCAGGAAAGUACAAAUAAUAAAAUCUCUAUCUCACAUAAGCAGCUGAAAUAUGUACAUACCAGGAAAUUAACCAUUGCUUCUGGACCAAAGAGUAAGCAUGGGAGAAGACCUCAGCCUAUAGGGAAAAAGCAGCUAAUAGAAAAUCAAGUUCAGGGAAAGCUAGUUGAGAGAGAGUCAAAGAAAAUGCCUAAAAAUAUACAGAGAAGGACUUUGCCACAUAAAGGAGAUAGGGAGCAGUUGGAGAAAUUGCAACGUCAACUUCAGUCAGAAGAUGAAGCAGUUGUAGAUCCAGAAAAUGAAAUAACUGUUGCUCCAAAUUCUAGUAAGGGAAUGCCAGUAUCAUCAUCCCCUAGACCUUUACAUCACAGUACCAGGAAGAUGGUUAGCGAAAAGUACCUAGUUGAACGUACUGCUGAUGCUAUUGUGGACCGGCUUUUACCUUUGAUUAAUCAAGAAAGCAAGAAAGUGGAAGAUGGCUGUGCUGCACCUGCCUCUAUGCUAGACAUCACUGAUCCUUCUGUACAGAAACAAGCUCCUCAGAUUCAUUAUUUGUUAGACAGAGUAUGCAUAAUUGAAGAGGAUUGGAAAAAGGUGCAAGACACGGUUUCAGAAAUAUCAAAGCGAAUGGAAGGAGCAAUCCAAAAUCCUGAAACCAAUCUUCAAAUGGCAAUAGAGAAAGCAAGAAGACUCAUGGACUCAGUUGGGACUAACCAUAGGCUCACUAAUGAAGCACGUGUAGCCACUGAGAAGAUCUUUGAUUAUGGAUUCCUCCUGAAAAAGAAUUUUGCAGAUAAGAAUCCCUUCUCAGAGCAGGGUAGUAGGAGUGUUAUGAUUAAUAUUAGUAAAUCUUCCUAUUCAGAUGUGAAUGAGGGAAGUAUAAGUAUAGGGAACCUAAAUGUGAAUGAAGAGCAAAAGCUGAAAAGCAUUGCAGAUCAAAUAAGGCAGCAAAAAGAAGAGUUCUGGGAAUCCCUAAUCAAGCGUGGUUUUAUGAAGCCUCAAGAUGUUACUGUUGAAGGAGCAGAGGCAGCCAAGGAAGUCAUGGAGAUCAUGCAGAGUAAGGCCCAGCUUGAUUCUACAGCUGUUGCAGAAGUUAGUGUACCAAGAAAAGCUAUAAUUAUUAACAGUGAGCCAAGAGUCCAAGAGAUAAACAAAGCUAUAUCCAAAGGCAGGGCCUCAUUAACAAAUGCAAAAAGAAAUCAGACUUUGAGUAGCACACAGGUUUGUCAAGAGGCUCAGGUUGGUUUCUCUCUUCAAUCUUCCUUCUCUGCCUCUGAUAGCUCUACUGACCAGUCAACCCACUUAAGUGAGAAGUCUAACAGUAUAUACAGUACUUCACACCAGUCUUCUGAUCAGUCCAGGAGUGAAUUAGAGAGCUUCCCAUCUUAUGAUGGUUUAAGUAAUGGAGAGUAAAUAUGAAUAAAUUAGCUAACAAAUACAAGCCAGUUUUCAUGUAAGCUAUAUAAUGUGAAAUAUAAAUUUUACUGCUUUUGUUG
Molecule: messenger RNA, 2647 nt
Organism: Penaeus indicus
Lineage: Eukaryota; Metazoa; Arthropoda; Malacostraca; Decapoda; Penaeidae
Exons: 10
Coding region: 15-2564 (849 amino acids)
Source: RefSeq, a predicted model, not a curated record